Salpingoeca rosetta is the source of this 5196-nucleotide messenger RNA. RefSeq lists its product as uncharacterized. Gene Ontology annotation, biological process: positive regulation of gene expression; transcription initiation at RNA polymerase II promoter. Gene Ontology annotation, cellular component: transcription factor TFIIA complex. The transcript has 4 exons. Lineage: Eukaryota; Choanoflagellata; Craspedida; Salpingoecidae. The record is from RefSeq and is a predicted model, not a curated record. Bases 1045 to 5196 code for a protein of 1383 amino acids.
CAAAACACACGCACAUACACAUACACACACCCGACACUGACCUAUUGACAUACGAGGUUGCUUCGAGAAAGCAGGGCGGGUGGCGUUUGUGCAAGCGAGACCUGUUCUUGGACCAGCGCAACACAUGGCAGUGACGACAACCGGCAGGGACUGGUGUGGUGUGAAGGUGGGGGUGGUCACUCUCGUUGCUUCUUCGCGAUCCCUCUCGCGUGCUUCUGCGGCUUCUUUGCCUUCGCUCACGGAUCGAACCUGUCGCCUGUCCCGACCAUUCACUGACAAGGCCACCAGGAGGUGUGCUUGGCUUUCUUCCCGCUCUUGUGGCAAAUUGCAAGAGUAACACACAACACAACACCUUUACUCGCAAACUAACUGAUUCAGACCUCCCUACCUCCCGCCUUCCUCCUCCUCCUCCUCAUACCCCUUUCUGUGAUCGCUCUCGCCUUGUCUCGCGCGCGCGUGUGUUUAGCUUGUGCUUGCGCACCACAAAUCGUUCCCCUCUUCCCCGUGUCAGCUGCUUGCUUCUUUCUCUCUUCAGAUCAGAUCGGCAGCGCCUCUAUCGCACACACACACUCUCUCUCCCUCUGCUAGGCAACACUAAGGACGCGCGCCAAUAGCCUGCCUGCCUGCCUGCAGAGCCAUUUCUCUUGCUUUGCUCCUUCCCUUUCAUUUUUUCACACCAAGAACGCAAUUUAGCAGCACCAGGGCCGCCGCUCUCUCCCGUGUCUCCCUUUCUUCACGGUCCACGGCCAACCCAAACCACCGCCUACUUCCAUCCUUCCUCGCCCCCGGCGCAAGUUGCCACCACUUCCAACCUUGCACCAUCGGACGACGUCAACGCCCACCCGAUCAUACCACACCCCGCCAUCACACCCACACACGCACGCCACACACGCACGCAGCUUGCGCUCUCCCCCUCUUCACCUUCCCUCACGCCUCCAAUAUCGCCAUCACCUCCCAAGAAAAGAAGAACAAGUGCAUGGCGGCGCCCACGCAGGCUCGGCAGUACUCCCAAGCCCUCGAGUCAUCGUCCAGUCACACACGUAUAUGAGCAUGUCCACGACGCCACCACAGCACCAGUCACUCGUGCCUGUGUCUGUGCCUGACCUCUCAUGGCGACAACAACAGCAGCAACAACAACAGCAUCAACAUCAACAGCAGCAGCAACAACACAAAAUACUGCAGCAACAGGGGCAACAGCAGAGCGUUGACGAUGUUCAGCCACCCGAUGCAGUGUCCAAGCCAGUGGUCACAAACUCAGCGACACCCUUGUCACCAGUGCCCUUGCGUGAGGAGCGCAUCAAGGUCCCCAUCGACAGCCGCGAUGCACACGCGCACACACGCCCUCGCCUGCCCUUGCUUCGUGCCAAUCCCACAACACUCAGUGCACGCCGCAACCCGUCAAAAACCGCCCGCAACAUUGACGCUCCCCCAACCGACCAAGCACCACCCGACCAACGACAACAACAACCGGCCCAGCAACAAGGCCGGGGCCAGGCACAACAGCGAGGCCAGCACAGCAACCACACCUCCACCACCUCAACAGAGGUCUCGGACGAGGAUGGCAGUGACACGCAGUCCCAACACAACAACGGCAGUGCUCUCACGGGCGGCCUGCCCAGCGAGGACACCCAGCUCGACGAUGAACGCGACGUGCUGUCGCUGCUCACACGCGCACGCACACGCGCGGAUGCCAUCGACAGCUCCCCUGCUGCACAGCAACUCAGCACAACCGCUGCGGCACCCACGCCCGCAAUGACAGCGGCAGCGGUGGGGACAGCGACACCGGCAACGAAGAAGAUGCGUGCUGCUGCUCUGGCACCACACACGCAGCAGCAGCACGCCCUGAACAAUGUCGAAAACAGCACGGUGAAUACGCACCAAACAAGCAUUCCCCGCAUCUCGACAAUGCCGCCACCUGCCCACACCCACCAGUCCAAGCAUGGCCAUCAUGGCCAUCAUGGCAGCUGCAAUCACCAACCACACCACCCCGUGCUUGUGGUGGUUACACCGCAGUCACACGCGCCCUUCACCGGCGUGCGCACGCCUCACAAGGCAGCAAUGCGUCUGCCAAUGGGCACACGAUCACUCCUCCGCUCACAUCUCUCCGCAGUGCCGCUGUCUCGGCGCCAGUGCCCGCCCUCGCCCCGCACAGUGCCGUCCACGCCACCAACACCGUCGUCCCCUCAAGCACCCCACCCUUCAACCAAAUCCCAGCAGCAGCAACAGAUGGAUGCGAGCACGACCUCUAGUGGGGUAGCGGGACCCCGUGAGCAGGGCACUCGCAAGGACACGCGUCGAACACAGACGGCAUCCCAUGAGCAGCAGAAGCAGAAGCAGCAGAAGCAGAAGAACAGUCUGCCCCAGCCACAACCAGAAACCACAGCACCUACCUUACGCGUACCAGCGAGGAUGCGCUCGCCAGCCCAAGUGACCGCAUCACCGACUGUGUCUCAACAACAACAACAACAACAACAACAACAACAACAACAACAACAACAACAACAACAACAACAACAACAACAACAACAACCCCAGUCGGCCACUUCUAAACAAGAGGACGUACGCUCGCCAACACCAGCGCCAGCACCACCUGUGCAAGUUCGCUCCCCGAUGGAUCUCUUGUUUGAGGCCAUCAAGCAGCAAGGCGAUGACGAUGACGAUGAUGGUGACGACGACAACGGCGAAGAUGAUGGUAGCGGUCGUCAGCGACGAGGUGGUUUGCACAGCAGACGGCGGAAGCUCGGCCCAGAGUUUGCGCAAGAGGUGAAGGCGAAGGAGGAGGUGGACGAAGAAAACGUGAGGAAUGAACUGGAUCGCGGUGGAAGAAGGACAGCCCAGCCAUCAGCGGUAAGGGGCUUGGGCCACAGAAUUGCACCCCGCGGUGGGGGCGGUGCGAUGGCGCCCUUGCAGAUGGACGCAGCGGCAGACGACGGUGACGUGACGACCGGGGAUGAAAGCUGGACAGACCAUGGCGGCGGAUACACGAGCAGCCAAGACGUGGGCAGCAUGCUCAGCCACGACGCACACGCAUCUGCGCUCUCCCGCACCUCUACCGUGACAUCACCGACUCCGUCAGCAGACAACACCGCACACGCCCAGCACGGCCGCUCGGGCAACAGCAGGCGGCGGUCCCGGCGGCGUAUGGGCGAGCUGCCCCAGGACCAGCAGCAGAGGAUGCGUGAAUUAAACCGCAAGGCGGCACAGCGGCACCGGCAGCUGCUGCGGAAGCGAAAACAGGGCAUGCAGCAUUGCAUGCAGGCUGUUGCCCAGCGCAAUGCAGAGCUGAAGGUGCAAGCGCGCAUGCUUGCGUCGGAGCUGAAACGGCAAUUUGCGCUGCUGUGUCACCUCAACUCCACGGGCCAGCUACGAACGGGCCUGAAGCGGGCAGCGAAGAUCCGCGAGAGGAGGAGGAGGCAGCAGCAGUCGGCCGCUAGCGAUGGCGAGCGGGAGGGCGGGGGUGAUGGGGAUGUGAAGGAUGUGGAGCGGCUGGACGAUGCUGGUAGUGAUGAUGAUGAUGAUGAUGAUGAUGAUGAUGAUGAUGAUGAUGAUGAUGAUGAUGAUGAUGAUGAUGAUGAUGAUGAUGAUGAUGAUGAUGAUGCGAAAAGUGAGCCGCCAAAGGCCAAGACGGGGCGGCGGAAGCGGAAAGCGAGCGCAACGCCGGCACAGGAGCAGGCGCAGCAACGCGAGGGACACAGCGGGGGAAGACAGGGACAGACGACUGAAGCACGUGACGCAGGCAGUGGCGUGGGAGAUGUUGAUGGUGGUCGUGGUGGUCGUGGUGGUCGUGGUGUCAAUCGGGUAGAACGGGGAGCAGAAGGAAAAGCCGGUGGUGACAUGGUCACUGCCAAAGAAGCGAGCUCACUCGCCCAAGGAGAAAGGCAGAUUGAGAAGAAGACGGAGAAGAAGGCAAACGCGAACGAAGAAGUUGAGGAAAAGAACCGAAAGGAGGGCAAGGGGCGGGCUGCACACCGACAGCACGACGAGAGCCCGCGUCGGCGCAGAGGCAAGGCGGCAGGACCUUCGUCAGCAGCGACACACACGCGUCGCCACCGCCACGCAUCGCCACAGGCGGAGCGGAGCAUGGCGCGAACACUGGCAUGGGUCCAACAGCAAGCACAGCAGCAGCAGCAGCAGGAAAAUGAGCGGCAAGAGCAGAUGGCGCGGGGCGGUGAUAACACGGGCAUAACGUUUGCCUCAACACCGACCGGUUGGCCGAUGGGCGCUUUUCAAGGCUUGCCUGCAGUAGCAACGACAACGCCACCAACAGCAACAGCAACGACGGGGUUAACAAUAACACCGACAACGGCAGCACUGACGAGCGCAUCAGCACCAGUGACACCGUUUGCCACGUACGCGCCCACGAUGGCCAUGGUGGGCUCUUCCCCUUCGCUGCCGUCUGCGUCGUUUCUUCCUGGCGGAGCGCUGGCAAUGCCAUACGUUCUUCCCACAUAUGCAGGCGGAUAUGACCCCACGGCGAUGCCAGUGCCGCCAUACUUGUACGCGUACCAGCUGCCGCUGCAGAACGCCAUGCUCAUGCAGCCCACACCCGAGACACAGCAGGGCCAGCAGAUGCAGACACCGCCAGGGCCCGCUCCACCAGCAACACCCCAGUCCUCGACAGCAGGGAUUGCGGCUGGCAGUAGCAGUACCACGGCACCGCCACCGUUCAUGUUCAUGCCUGCAGGCAGCUUCACGCCAAGCACAACUGCGGCCAUGAACCCUCUGGCAUAUGUUCCGUUCCAAGUGUCCACCGCACUUGGCCUUCCGAUGCCAUCACACUCAUCGCUGUUCUCGCCUGCAACGACACUGGCGCCUGCUCCUACUACAACAACAGCCACCACCGCCACAGCCAUAUCGGCGACCCCGCGGCCCUGUGACGGUGUACCACCAACGACGUUCCCAUCCAGCCAGCCCUCGCAGCCCCCACCGUCUCAGUCGACAGCGGGCUUCUCCACCACGCCGCCGCACAGUGGCGCUGUGAUCACAUCCCACUAUCCACCGGCACCCUCGCAGGCAGGCCCUUACACGAGCCGUGCGCCGCGCGGAUACCAGCGACUGCCUUCGCAAUAUCCGCCUGCAGGCGCCGUCAUUGUCCGCACAGACUACGCGAGGCGGAGACGAGCCAUCAUUCGCUUCACAUGUUUCUUCAUCUUCCUCAUCGCCCUCUUCUUCAUCAUCUACUACAACAUUGUCUGA